AUGGGUUCAAGUGGACUUUACAACCUUCACAGAGGACGAAAGGACAUGUUGGCUCUACUGUUCACAUCAAGUGGCAUUACGAAUGUAAUGACUUUGGUUCCUCUAGAAUCUAUUAUAACACUAGACAUCUAUUCUCUCGAAACGCAAAUAAACAAAACUAUUCUGCAAGGAAAAAUGUAGUUUCUCAUUUCUCUGUUAUUGGUGGAUCAAAUGUGACAAUUAUCAUCCCUGAUGUUGAUAGAGAUAAAAGUGGAUCAUAUUGCUGCGAUGUUGAUUGUGAUUAUAUAUCAGACGUGAAUUGCACAUUUCUCGUCAUAUAUGCUUUGCCUCGUAUCAACUACCUGACCUCACACCUGUCUGGUAAUCAAGGAGAUUCAAUAACAUUAAGAUGUAAUGCAUCUGGAUAUCCAGCACCUCGUGUUACAUGGACACAUAUGGAUACCAACAGAACAAUUGCCAAUUCCAGUGUGACGUCAUUCAACAUCACUGGUAAUGGAUCGGGAGGAAAGUAUUGCUGUCACGUGUCAAACGGUUUUGGGAAUGAGACUAAUUGUACGUCCAUUCAAGUAACAGAACCACCAAUUAUAACAACCAAGUGGGAUACUCUGAUUAACAUGAAGAACAAAAGCGUUCGAAUAAACUGUAAAGCCACAGGGAUACCGAGACCAAUUAUUACUUGGCAUAAUGCGACGAACAACAACGUCAUUUAUGAGGCAAAUGAAACCUUACAAGUAAAGAAUGAAGAGUGUAUAAAUAAAACAUUAGAAUACUACUGCAGGGCAUCGAAUAUUGUUGGAAACAUCACAAGUAAUAUAACAACUGUAAAAGUCUGGACAUUUUGCAAGAAGGAAAACUCUGCUGAUAAUGAUGACGAUGGAUCCAUUCUUCCUCCUGAAAAUCUGUUGCAAAUAAUCAUAGCACACAGCAGCAAGACCUGGGGGCAAAUGAAUGGGCCGAAGAGUGUCCCUAUGGAGAACCAGUUGAUGCAAUACGAGGGAGAAACGUAUUUCACACAUCUGCAAGCAAUGCUGAUUAUGCCACCGUGGAAGAGACUGGGUACAAACCGGUUAUCACUUCUAAAACAGUACAACAACCAACACGUGACGAGACAUCCAGUUCCAAGAAAGUGAAAUCUAACGUGGAACCCGUGUAUGCUAUAGUCAAUAAAAACAAAAAGAAGGUU
This is a messenger RNA of Actinia tenebrosa (Australian red waratah sea anemone), 1183 nucleotides long. Its product is annotated as limbic system-associated membrane protein-like. The record is from RefSeq and is a predicted model, not a curated record. NCBI's taxonomy places the organism in Eukaryota, Metazoa, Cnidaria, Anthozoa, Actiniaria, Actiniidae.